AUGGGUUUGAAAACUUUAAUGUGGAUCCAAUACCACUUCAAGCCUCGACCCUCCGAUAUUUUCCUAGCCACGUCCCCGAAAACCGGCACCACUUGGCUCAAGGCACUCAUUUUUGCCACCGUCAACCGCUCUCGCUAUGGUUCCUCCGACCACCCUCUGCUCAACACAGGCCCUCACGAUUGCUUCCCUUUCUUGGAUACUUACGUAGACGGAAAUGAUAGGUCUUUACACGAACUCGAUGCAUUUCCCUCACCACGUCUCCUCGCAACCCAUCUCCCUUUCGGUUUGUUACCCAAUUCUAUGACAGAUGAUCGAAGCUGCAGGUUGGUUUACAUAUACAGGGACCCCAAAGAUGUGCUUGUUUCCAAAUGGCUGUUUAUGAACAAGCUAACGCCUAAACUAAAUGGAGAAGUUGGUGAUGGGAAGAAUUAUUUAACAGAGGAGAUGAUGCAGCGUUUAAAUGAAAUAACCUCUGAGAAGUUACAGGGUUCUGGAUUGCUUGAUUUAGACUACGUGCUACUGAAGCCACCACCCUCUACACCGGCAACCAGUUCAGUUAAGGUUGAUGCUACUGCUAUUGGUAACGAGCUGAAUGUUGCAGAGAACAAUGGGGAUAAUGUCAUCGCAACAGUAGUUUCAGAGGCAAACCUGGUAAAGAAUAAUGCUGAAUGGGCCGUGGACAGUGAAGCUUCUAGACAUUUCUACGCAAGGAAGGAGUUUUUCAUCGAGUUUAAGGAUGGGGACAAAGGUGAACAUGUGUACAUGGGGAACUCUAGCAAUUCUGAAGUGCUAGGCAAAAGCAAGGUUUUACUCUAG
Hibiscus syriacus is the source of this 816-nucleotide messenger RNA. RefSeq names its product sulfotransferase family cytosolic 1B member 1-like. Gene Ontology annotation, biological process: sulfation. The transcript is spliced from 4 exons. Gene Ontology annotation, molecular function: sulfotransferase activity. Gene Ontology annotation, cellular component: cytoplasm. The coding region runs from base 1 to 816 and encodes 271 amino acids. Lineage: Eukaryota; Viridiplantae; Streptophyta; Magnoliopsida; Malvales; Malvaceae. The record is from RefSeq and is a predicted model, not a curated record.